CCAAUGAAGUGGGAACAACGACGACAUUAGAAGGUAAUACAACAACAAUAUUGACGUCAACAACGACAGAACAAGUAAGCACGGCAUCGUCUGUAGUUACAUCGUCCACUAUUGAAACUACGUCAACACCAUUUUACACCACUACCGUUAAGAAAACAACAGAAGAAAAUACAAUGUGGCCCACUACUGGAGAGACAUCUACAACUUCACAGUUAAGCACAGAGAUGACAACUCCAUCAUCAACGAUGAUAACCACUGUAGUUGAAUCUUCAUCUGUACCUACUGUUAGCAGCCAACCAACAACAUCAAGUACUGAAAUUACUCAAGUUGCAACAACAAUUGAAGGCGAAACUACUCUACAAACUACCAAGUUCGAAAGCACUUCAACACAAGCUCCGACUACUGCUUUAUCGACCACUUCUGAAUCAUCAACUUCACUGCCAUUCAAUACAACAACAGUCAGUGCUACUACUACCCAAGAGAUAAGUACUUCAUCAUCUGUUAUUACAACAUCAUCAGUUGAAACUACAAUGACACCAUUCUUUACUACAACUGUGGAAAGAACUACUGGCGUCACCGUCAUAAUAGUCACAACGACAGAAACCACCACCCACGAGGUAACUUCUACUCUACCAACAACUACAUCGUUAUCUACAAGCAAACCAGUUCCAAGUACUACAUCUUCAACUGUAAUAACUACUGAGAAGACAACACCAGAGGGCAUCACAACCACACGUGUUAUGACAAUUCCAACAGUAGUAGAAAGUACAUCAACUGUAGUGAGUACUCCUGAAGGCACAACUACGGAAACUGCUACUACUACUUAUGGUCUUACGAGUACAUCUACCGGGACAAGCACCGUAGAAGCGACAACAAUUGAAAAAUCCACUACAGAAGGAAUGUCUACAUUCAGUG
This is a messenger RNA of Saccoglossus kowalevskii, 915 nucleotides long. RefSeq lists its product as uncharacterized. The record is from RefSeq and is a predicted model, not a curated record. Gene Ontology annotation, molecular function: protein binding. Lineage: Eukaryota; Metazoa; Hemichordata; Enteropneusta; Harrimaniidae.